Molecule: messenger RNA, 792 nt
Organism: Eruca vesicaria subsp. sativa (arugula)
Lineage: Eukaryota; Viridiplantae; Streptophyta; Magnoliopsida; Brassicales; Brassicaceae
Source: the annotation of a GenBank genome assembly
CCAAACUCCCUCUUCUCUCCCUUUUCUCCUCUUUAUCUCUCUAAACAAGUUAAGUUUCAAUAAGCUCAAAUCAUGGCGAUAAAGAAGUUGAACAAAGUGGCAGCAGCGUCUCAGUCGGCAUCUCUAAAGAAAAUCUUGAAAAGAUGCUCAAGUCUUGGAAAGAAGAAUCAAGGUAAUUGCUACUUCAACGACGUGCCAAAAGGUCACUUCCCGGUCUACGUUGGUCAGCAACGUAGUCGCUACGUGGUCCCAAUCUCAUGGCUAGCUCAUCCUGAGUUUCAGACACUCCUUCAACUAGCUGAGGAAGAGUUUGGGUUCGAACACGACAUGGGUCUCACUAUCCCUUGUGAUGAAGUUGUCUUUCAAUCACUCAUCUCCAUGUUCAGAUAGAACUCUAUCUCCAGAGAGAAUGAUCACAUUGCCACACCCUAGACUCGGAAGACUAAAACAUUGAACUUAUUAUCAAGAAACAAGAAUAAGGAAUAUAUAAAUAUAUAUUUUUCUUCUUUGCAAAGAAGAUAGAAUCAAAUGGCGGGCAUCGCGUCAAGCAUCGACUCAAGAUUUGUAGCUAUAUUGAUAUAUCUAACAGUUUUUUUAUAUAACUACUCUCUUGGGAUUUUUCUUUCUUUCUUAUGAAUGUUUUUGGGGUCAAGUCUAUUUAUUUUGAAUAUUUUCUAUAUUAGUUUGGGUGGCGACUUUUCCCUUAAGUCAACGUGUAUUGUUGACCGUUGGUUCUUGAGAGGAAUAUCUAGUUUAUUUGUAUUAAUUUUAAAUCAAUACAUUUUAUUUUCU